This is a messenger RNA of Heterocephalus glaber (naked mole-rat), 2268 nucleotides long. NCBI's taxonomy places the organism in Eukaryota, Metazoa, Chordata, Mammalia, Rodentia, Bathyergidae. The record is from RefSeq and is a predicted model, not a curated record.
AUGGUGGGGGGCCAAGGUCCUACUAUCCUGCUCUGCCUACCCUUCCUCCUGCUCCUGGCACCCUACAGUGCUGAGGAGAGCCCCCCUCUUCCUCGGCGCAGGUUUGAGUACAAGCUCAGCUUCAAAGGCCCAAGGCUGGCAUGGCCGGGGGCUGGAAUACCCUUCUGGAGCCAUCAUGGAGAUGCCAUCCCAGGCCUGGAGGAGGUGCGGCUGGCUCCAUCCCUGAGGAACCGCAGUGGUGCUGUGUGGAGCAGAGCUUUGGUCCUCUUCCCGGCCUGGGAGGUGGAAAUGCAGAUUCGGGUGACCGGGCCAGGCCACCGGGGCAUGCAGGGCAUGGUCAUGUGGUACACCCAGGACAGGGGGCUCAUCGGCUCUGUACCCAGGCAGCUGGCCUCGAGGGACGGUGUGGGGAUCUUCUUCAACUCUUCAGCCCAGGACACCCAGAACAGCCCUGCCAUCCAUGUGCUGGCUGGUGCCGGCCACAGCUCCCAGGAGCACCUUGGGAAUAGAGGCAUCCGGGUGCUGGGCUCCUGUCAUCGGGACUUCCGGAAUCAGCCAUAUCCGUUCAGAGCACGGAUCACCUACUGGCGACAGAGGCUGCGAGUAUCACUGAGCAGCGGCCUUACCCCUAGUGAUCCAGAAGAGGUCUGUGUCGAUGUGGGACCCCUGCUUUUGGCCCCCGGAGGUUCCUUUGGGAUCUCAGCAGCUACCAGCACACUGGCAGAUGACCAUGAUGUCCUGUCCUUCCUGACCUUCAGUCUGAGUGAGCCUGGUCCAGAGGCUCCCCCAGGGCCCUUCCUGGAGAUGGAGCAACUCCGCCUGGCCAGGCAGCAGGAAGGGCUUCGGGCAAGGUUGGCCCUGGGAACCAGGAAGAGCACACAUCCACAGCCAAAAUCCGGAUCCCAGGAAGGAGGGGAAAGGCCCUUUGACCUGCAGGUGAUGCUGAGCAGACACAGCCACAUCCUGCAGAGCCUCCGGGAUCUCUCUGAGCGCCUGGCCCAGGCCAAGAAGCAAUGGAAGAAGCAGCUGGGGAAUACAGGCUGGGCCAGGUCUGAGGCGGGAUGGGACCCCGCCAAAGUCAGCACCCUGAUUGGUGAACAGCGAACUCUGCUUCAAGCCCUGCAAGAGAUGAGGGAUGUCGCUGCCCACAUGGCCUCAGAAGCCCAGGUCAUCUCUCUGCCUGUGGGCACUGAGCAUCACUUCCUGGAGCUGGACCAGAUCCUGAACUUCCUGCAUAAAGACCUUCAGGGCCUAGGGAAAGCAGCAGCCAAGGGCCACCGGCUACCUGGCUGGUGCCCAGGGACCCCAGCGUGCCUGCGGCCUGGGGUCUUCCUGCUCUUCCUCCUCAUCCAGACCGCAGGCCUCUUCUACUACGUGAACUUCAGCAGACAGGAGCUGGACAAGAGACUUCAGAAGUGCUGGUCCUUGGGGAGCCUCCCUCUAGAUCCUGCACCAGACGUUCCCAGGGUGGUGGGGUCCCCAAGGAGGCAGCUCUUCUCCCCCAGCAUGCAUGCCUGAUCCACAUCCAAGCCACUUCUUGUGAGGAAGCACAUGGCAUCCAGGGUGUGAACAGCAUGGUCCGAGUCCUCUUCCCCUGGGUGCCCAGCUAUGGCCCACACCUGACAUUUACAAGGCCCACCUUAUUAAAGUCCACUUCCUUGUCCCCACGCUUUGUUCAUUUACCUUCCAGCUCCUCUGGAUAGGGAGUGGCCAGGUGGGCUCCAAAUACAGAGAAGCCAAGGUCUUGCUUAACUACCAGAAGAACAUAUACCGAUAGCCUGGAAGGAGGGCAUCUCAGCCUUGGGUUGCCCUGUCCCCAGACUUGCCCAGCACAACCGGAGAUGUCCCUACUGGCCCAGCCCUGCCAAAAUCCCCAAACCAUUCUCCUUCCCCCUCCACACAGUUCCAGCGACAGCAGGGCAGGCACGUGACAGUGGAACUCUAGAAACAACUCCUGAGCCAUAACUGGGAUUCCUGCUCCCCGCUCCCGGGCUCCCUCCCUUUAUCUCCUCAAGCUCUUUGGGUAGUUGCUGGGGUCAGCAUUUGCGGGGUGAAGUGGAGAUUAGGGUGGGUCUCUGCCCUUGCUGCUGUCCCCAUCCCGCAGCUGGAAUCCCCGAGUGACCCAGGAGUGGAGGGAUUGGAGGAGGGGAGGGAGGAGGAGAGGAAGGCAGGGUUCCCCCGGGGAGCGACCCCACCACCGAAGGCCCUAAUCCGCUGCCAGUGCGGCCGGGAGCUCAGCGUGGACCAAGGCACUUGGGGAGUGCUAGC